Mytilus trossulus (common blue mussel) is the source of this 929-nucleotide messenger RNA. RefSeq lists its product as uncharacterized. NCBI's taxonomy places the organism in Eukaryota, Metazoa, Mollusca, Bivalvia, Mytilida, Mytilidae. The record is from RefSeq and is a predicted model, not a curated record. The transcript has 2 exons. Gene Ontology annotation, molecular function: protein binding. The coding region runs from base 1 to 828 and encodes 275 amino acids.
AUGCAAAACCUUGAGAAGAAAAUGGAUAAAUGGGAAAAUUCCAUUUCUUCAAAGUUGGAUGAAAUGAAAAAUGCUAAGGAACAAACAGAGACAUUUAUUCAAACAUUACAAAGUGACAAACUACAAGAUCAAUUGAAGUUUAAUAGAUCGUUUCAGGAAAUCGUUCAGAAUUUUCAAACUCGGGCCGACAAUGAAACUGAUGCUUAUAGAAACCAAUUGAAUACUUUGUUGGAAUCUUUGUCUUCGAAAAUACAAUUGUUCACUGAAGCUGAAAAGAAAAGGGAAAGUGUGAAAGAAUUAAUGCAGUCUACUCUUCACCAAGAGCAGAAAAGAUUGAAUUCUUCGUAUAAUCAAAUUGUGGAAAAUUUUAAAAUUUACACUAACAAGACAUUACAAGAGUUAAUGUUAAAACAGAAGCAAGGUUAUGCGGAAGUGGUAAAGCAGCGAAAUCCAGUUGCAUUCUCAGCUUACCGGACGAGUUCACAAAGUUUGACUCUUGGAGCCAAAGUGUUAUUUAAUCAAGUCUGGAACAAUGAAGGGAAUGGGUAUCAACCAAGUACUGGGAUAUUUACAGCUCCACGUGCAGGUCUUUAUCACAUCACUGCCGUGGUCAUGUCGACUCAUGGACAAACUUUAUAUCUGAGACUUUAUCACAAUACGCUGAUGACAGCAGGAAGUCAUGUCAGUGGUCGCGAUUAUGAGACUGGGACGUUUGAUGUUAUAUUAAGUCUGCAGAAGGGAGACGAAGUAUAUAUUGCAGGUGGUAGUUAUACUAUCUAUAGUGACGGUGGAACAUACAUUACAUUUUCAGGACAUAGCAUUUUGUAGGACAACAUAAAUACAGCACUAUACAAUCCUGUAUAUCUUUUUAAUGUUAUAGUUCUAAAAGAUAAUAGUUUGCAAUUAUGUAUUUAAUUUUCUAUAGCUAA